CAAAGUUUGCUAUUUAAAAAAAUAUAGUCUAACACAUACUCGUAUUCAAUUAAACCACUUCCUGUACGUGUACUUCUGCAUUGAAGUAUUUGUGUAACAGUUGGCUGUACUAGCUUAUCCCCCACUGCUGUUGAGAGUAUUAAACCUUUACAGGAGGGGAAACGUUGAAGCCGAUUGCGGAUCGGAUGUGGGGGUGAUUUCCGGGAAAAACAAGACAUUUGGUGUUUCCCAAAAAUGUUUUUAUCCUGAGCUGACACUGGAGUGACAGACGGAAGGGGAGACUUGAGUUAUUACAGUUUAAGAAGCCCUCUGGUGCCAGUUGAUGCAGUACCGUCUCCAUCCGACAGGGGCCAGUGUUACUCCGCAGGCAGCGGGCGAGAGGGCAGCUGAGGUGCCUCGCUUGUGAUUGGUGGAGAAUGAAGAAGUGUCGUGUGGGUGUAAAGAUGACGCAGAGACGAUGUGCAAGUUGGAGAUGUUAGAAGUGAGCAUUGCUGUUGACCUGUUCAGGCAGUUGACCAGGCUGAAGCAAGACUAAGGCAUGGCGUCUUAGUAGGGUCAGUGGCAGUUGGACGAGCUGGUCUUGGUAGCCACACAAGACCACGCUACGACAAGGCCCAGGGACGAGAGAGACGUCAGAUGGUGCAGGGAGAGAUCCGUGCAGAGGUGGAAGAGGAACGCCGAACCAGGACAGUGGCCAUGCGCCAGCAAGGAGCAUGGACCAAUUGGGACCAGGCAUCGGCACGGAAGAUCACCUGGUCAGAACUUUGGAAGUCGGAACCAGCCAGACUCAAGUUCCUGAUUCAGGCAGUGUACGAUGUGCUCCCAAGUCCAUCAAACCUUCAUCGCUGGGGGCUAGCAGAAACCCCAGCAUGCCCACUGUGCUCGACAUGGGGUUCCCUGGAGCACAUCCUGAGCUGCUGCCCGAAAGCCCUGGGAGAGGGGAGAUACACGUGGCGCCAUGACCAGGUGCUGAAGGCAGUAGCAGACACCAUCUGCACCGGGAUUCAGCAGAGCAAGCACCAGCCCCCGGUUAGGCAAAACAUCACUUUCGUCAGGGCUGGGGAGAAACACCCAGCAGGACAUAAAGUCCCGACCGGACUGCUAGCCACAGCCCGUGACUGGAAGUUGCGAGUGGACCUCGGGAGGCAACUUAAGUUUCCAGAGCACAUAGCCAGGACGUCACUGAGGCCAGACCUGGUCUUAACAUCGGACGCCACAAAACAAGCGGUGCUGCUGGAACUUACAGUCCCCUGGGAAGACCGGAUGGAGGAGGCCCACGAGCGGAAGAAGGCCAAAUACCUGGAGCUGGUGGAGUUGUGCAGAGAGAGUGGCUGGAGGGCCCGCUGUGAGCCAGUAGAAGUGGGCUGCAGAGGCUUUCUAGGGCAGUCGUUGCAUCGAACACUCAAGCUCCUUGGCAUCAGAGGGCUGCAAGAAAGAAGGGCCACCAAAAACAUCAGCGAGGCGGCCGAAAAAGCCUCGAGGUGGCUGUGGAUCAAGAGGGGAGACACAUGGAGUAGCACGCUGCUUGGACACAAACCGGGGCCUGAUCACCCCCGGUUGGGUCGCCUAGGUGAGGGUGUCUGAAGAUCAAAGACCCGAAACACCCAAUGACCCUAGGUCCUUCACUGAGGAUGUGUCCAAGCCGCACCCUUGAGGUGUUUCAUCAAUCUAUAGAAUCAAGAAUCCUUAGGAAUUAGGAUCGAAAAGACGAAUCAGGAUUCAAAAGAUACCCAACCCUAAUGUUGAAUGAAUUAAUUUUGGUGCAGAUGAAAGAUUUAAAAGAUUUUUUUUUUCACUUUUCUUGAUAUUGCAAUACAUUUUCCUUAUUUCUGACAAAUUACACAGGAAUCCUAAUGAUAUACAUUCAAUCUAAAUUAGGAUUGCAAAAUUACAGGUUGACUGUAUAUGUAGUAAUGCAGACUACGGUUAUUUUUUCGGACCACCAGCCAGGUAAUUGAUAUGCUCAUAAAAAUGUCAAUUUUAUUUUGGAAUUAUUAAAUUUGAGGCUUCAUCUUCUCUCUUCAAUUGCUAUUGUUCAAUCCAGGUUUAAAGCCGAAAUAUGGGCUGAAUCCCAAUUGUAUUCACAAUUUGCGUUCACAAAAACCAUGUGGUGUCCCAAUUCUCCUUGAAUCAAUGGGUAAAGACUCAGUGCUGAGGGAUUUGAUUGGCAGUUUGAUUUUGUUCUAUUUUUCCACCCUGGGAUGACAGCUUCUGAUUGGUCCUGGUGUGCUGUGUGAUGUAGCAAAAGGCUGACUUCAGUUGGAUCUCCUGCAGGAAUGACACAUAAGCAUCAUUGAUGGGGUACAGCCAUUCAGUCAUUGGAAAUACAAUAAUAAGAGUAAUACUGCUGUGGUAUUGUAAUAGUGUGCUGAAAACAAAUAUUGAGUGACGGUAAAAAUAAUACAUUAUAGCCAAAAUUGUAUUAGAUUUGUUUCUCGUUUUUGUUCUACUUGUUAUUACAUUGUUUGGUCAAUAGGGGGUGUUUUGGUUACUCUGAUGUUUGGGUAGAAAGGGAUGACUUUCAGGUGACACUACCAGAAGUAAGUCUUUGAAUGUGGUGGUGGGAAAAAAUGUUGUAUUUCAGGGAUUUAAACAAGUUAGACAGUGUGCUGCAAACUAUUAACUUUUAAUGGAAGACAAUAUGGCGGCAAGUAUGAAUUUAACUGAAAUACAUGUGUGAUGGUUUGUAAUUGACUUUACCGAGGGCAAAGUAGCCACACAUCAGGCGGAUCUUCUGGUAGCAAGUAGUAACUAUCUUGGAAAAUGUUUACAUUUGUAAAGUCAAGUCUGUAAAGUCAAUUCUAUAACCCAAAUAUUAAAGACGUUAGAGUGUGUUUUGUACCGCAAACCAUUGCAUUAACACCUACCGACUUGGACAAGUAUAACCGGACUAUAAAAUAUAUAAUAACUUAGGCUGUGGAAAUCUGUAAUGGCAAGUCAAGAGAGUAUCCAUUUACAUGUUUUGAUAAUCAAAAAAUCCAUAUAAUAUUUUUCAUGCAUAUGCAUCACACUGCAGUGCAGCCUGAUGGUGUGUAUUUGUUUUUGCCCCACACUAA
Molecule: messenger RNA, 3056 nt
Organism: Doryrhamphus excisus (bluestripe pipefish)
Lineage: Eukaryota; Metazoa; Chordata; Actinopteri; Syngnathiformes; Syngnathidae
Source: RefSeq, a predicted model, not a curated record